Gorilla gorilla gorilla (western lowland gorilla) is the source of this 4858-nucleotide messenger RNA. RefSeq names its product cerebellin 3 precursor (gene CBLN3). The coding region runs from base 334 to 951 and encodes 205 amino acids. Gene Ontology annotation, biological process: maintenance of synapse structure. The transcript is spliced from 3 exons. The record is from RefSeq and is a predicted model, not a curated record. Lineage: Eukaryota; Metazoa; Chordata; Mammalia; Primates; Hominidae. Gene Ontology annotation, cellular component: synapse. Gene Ontology annotation, molecular function: protein binding.
GUCCAGCCCUCAGUGCUGUCCCAUCCAGCAGGGCUGCCCUGAAACUCUGGCUGCAGCCCUCCCGUCCAGCGGGCAGGCGGCUUCAUCCCUCCUUUCUCUCCCAAAGCCCAACUGCUGUCACUGCAUGCUCUGCCAAGGAGGAGGGAACUGCAGUGACAGCAGGAGUAAGAGUGGGAGGCAGGACAGAGCUGGGACACAGGUAUGGAGAGGGGGUUCAGCGAGCCUAGAGAGGGCAGACGAUCAGGGUGCCGGCGGUGAGAAUCCAGGGAGAGGAGCGGAAACAGAAAAGGGGCAGAAGACCGGGGCACUUGUGGGUUGCAGAGCCCCUCAGCCAUGUUGGGAGCCAAGCCACACUGGCUGCCAGGUCUCCUACACAGUCCCGGGCUGCCCUUGGUUCUGGUGCUUCUGGCCCUGGGGGCCGGGUGGGCCCAGGAGGGGUCAGAGCCCGUCCUGCUGGAGGGGGAGUGCCUGGUGGUCUGUGAGCCUGGCCGAGCUGCUGCAGGGGGGCCCGGGGGAGCAGCCCUGGGAGAGGCGCCCCCUGGGCGAGUGGCAUUUGCUGCGGUCCGAAGCCACCACCAUGAGCCAGCAGGGGAAACCGGCAAUGGCACCAGUGGGGCCAUCUACUUCGACCAGGUCCUGGUGAACGAGGGCGGUGGCUUUGACCGGGCCUCUGGCUCCUUCGUAGCCCCUGUCCGGGGUGUCUACAGCUUCCGGUUCCAUGUGGUGAAGGUGUACAACCGCCAAACUGUCCAGGUGAGCCUGAUGCUGAACACGUGGCCUGUCAUCUCAGCCUUUGCCAAUGACCCUGACGUGACCCGGGAGGCAGCCACCAGCUCUGUGCUACUGCCCUUGGACCCCGGGGACCGAGUGUCUCUGCGCCUGCGUCGGGGGAAUCUACUGGGUGGUUGGAAAUACUCAAGUUUCUCUGGCUUCCUCAUCUUCCCUCUCUGAGGACCCAAGCCUUUCAAGCACAAGAAUCCAGCCCCUGACAACUUUCUUCUGCCCUCUCUUGCCCCAGAAACAGCAGAGGCAGGAGAGAGACUCCCUCUGGCUGCCUAUCCCACCUCUUUGCAUGGGACCCUGUGCCAAACACCCAAGUUUAAGAGAAGAGUAGAGCUGUGGCAUAUCCAGACCAGGCCUUUCCACCCAUCCACCCCCAGUUACCCUCCCGGCCACCUGCUGCAUCUGUUCCUGCCUGCAGCCCUAGGAUCAGGGCAAGGUUUGGCAAGAAGGAAGAUCUGCACUACUUUGCGGCCUCUGCUCCUCCGGUUCCCCCACCCCAGCUUCCUGCUCAAUGCUGUUCAGGGACAGGUGGCGCAGGUGAGCCUGACAGGCCCCCACAGGAGCCCAGAUGGACAAGCCUCAGCGUACCCUGCAGGCUUCUUCCUGUGAGGAAAGCCAGCAUCACGGAUCUCAGCCAGCACCGUCAGAAGCUGAACCAGCACCGUAUGGGCUAGGGUGGGAGGCUCAGCCACAGGCAGAAGGGUGGGAAGGGCCUGGAGUCUGUGGCUGGUGAGGAAGGAAGGAGGGUGUAUUGUCUAGACUGAACAUGGUACACAUUCUGCAUGUAUAGCAGAGCAGCCAGCAGGCAGCAAUCCUGGCUGUCCUUCUAUGCUGGAUCCCAGAUAGACUCUGGCCCUUACCUCCCCACCUGAGACUAGGGUGAGUGUGUUUGCUCUGGCUGAGAGCAGAGCUGAGAGCAGGUAUACAGAGCUGGAAGUGGACCAUGGAAAACAUCGAUAACCAUGCAUCCUCUUGCUUGGCCACCUCCUGAAACUGCUCCACCUUUGAAGUUUGAACUUUAGUCCCUCCACACUCUGACUGCUGCCUCCUUCCUCCCAGCUCUCUCACUGAGUUAUCUUCACUGUACCUGUUCCAGCCUAUCCCCACCAUCUCUCUUUCUCCUGAUCUGUGCUGUCUUAUUCUCCUCCUUAGGCUUCCUAUUACCUGGGAUUCCAUGAUUCAUUCCUUCAGACCCUCUCCUGCCAGUGUGCUAAACCCUCCCUCUCUCUUUCUUAUCCCGCUGUCCCAUUGGCCCAGCCUGGAUGAAUCUAUCAAUAAAACAACUAGAGAAUGGUGGUCAGUGAGACACUAUAGGAUUACUAAACAGAAGAUGCCUCUGGAGUUUGGAUCGGGUGUUACAGGUACAAGUAGGUAUGUUGCAGAGGAAAAUAAAUAUCAAACUGUAUACUAAAAUUACAUUUUAAAAGUUGAAUAAUGUUUGAGUUAAAUAGGAAAUACCAAGGUGAAUUUGUGGUUUUGAAAAUAAAUAAUUUUUUGAACUGUCACUAAUCCUAAAAACAACAUCAGGAACAAUCUGACAUCCAUUCUUAGAAACUGGAUCUUUGCUUCAAAUAUUAGUCACCAUUAAAAAGAAAUACCAAAAACCCUCAGGUUCCUUGGAGAAUAGCUGCACACCUUAAGUAACUCCAGGCCCAGAACAUGUUGUUGAUGACAGAAAGCAAAGAUACUUUUUAAAUGUAUAAAGUAAAGCUGAAAAGGCAAAGGAAUCAAUUUAAAGAAGCUCCCACUUGACAUGCUUUGACAAUUUGAUUAUCAAAAGGAAAAUAAUAUAGUUAAUUGGAACGAGGUGAAUUUUUUAAAUCCAUGUACCUGCAAUGAUAUUCAAAAAGGAAGAAGUCACUAUAAAGUGUGACAAAAAUUAGUUAAUAUACUGAGUGAAGAAGAGUGAAUAUAAUAGGCUAUUUUUAGUGAGUCGUGAUAAGUACAAGAACAUAAAUAUAGUAGGCAUUUUGUCUAUUUGCAAGGUACGUUUGUUUUUCUUUAUCUAUGUAAGUAGGGAGGGGUGAGUACAGAGAACUGUGAGUAAUUCCAAGAAGAUCUGGCACUGUGCCAAGAAUGAAAGAUGCUGGUGGAACUAUUUGGGUAUAUUUUGCAACUAAGAAGAAAAACAGUCCAAUGGCGUGUUAUAAGACAAUGGAUUAGUCAGAUGUCCAAAAGACAACUGUUCACUGCUCAGGCUUGAUCGUUCAUCUCCUGGAAAAUGGAUCCUCUGUAUUACCCCACUAAUUAUAAUGAGAUAUUAAUUAGGCAAAACGAUUAAGAGUAGGUUUGGCUGUAACAGUAAAACCCAAAAUAAGAAUAGCUUAAACAAAAUAGGAAAUCAUUUUUAUCUCACAUAGAAAAAUCUGUAAAUAAGAGUCCAGGGAUGGAUGGCAGCCUUCUGAUCAUUUGAAAGCCCAGUCUUCUGUCUUGUUCUACCAUCCUUAGCUUGCCACCUCAUGACCCAAGACGGCUCCCUGAGCUCCAGACAUUACAUCAGCCUAACAGGAAGGAGGAAGGAAGAAACAACACAUCUCUUUCCUUGAAAGAAGCUUUCUGAAAUAUGCACCAAUAUUUCUGAUUGUGUCUCAGUAGAAUUUAGUCACCCGGGCUCACCAAGCCAGGGAGCGAGGCUGGGAGCUAUAGUGUUUAUUCCAGGCAGCCAUGUCCAGCCAGAAGUUGGGAGUUUUAUAAUAAGGAAGAAGGGGAAAUUAGCUAUUGGGGAAGACAACUAGAAGUUGUUUUUUAUUGUUGUUUUUUGAGGCAGAGUCAUGCUCUGUCGACCAGGCCGGAGUGCAGCGGUGCAAUUUCAGCUCACUGCAACCUCCACCUCCUGGGUUCAAGCAAUUCUCAUGCCUCAGCCUCCCGAGUAGCUGGGAUUACAGGUGCGAGCCACCACACCCAGCUAAUUUUUUGUAUUUUUAGUAAAGAUGCGGUUUCACCAUGUUGUCCAGGCUGGUCUCAAACUCCUGGCCUCAUGUGAUCUGAUUACAGGUGUGAGCUACCACAUCUGGCCACAAAGUACUACCAACUUGGUGGCUUAAAACAACUAUUUAUUACCUCACAGUUUCUGUGGGUCAGAAGUCCAACAAAACGUGACUGGCUUCUCUGCUCAGGGUUUCACAAGAUCAAAAGCAAAGUAUAAGCAGGGAAGCCUUCCUUACUGGAGAGGAAGAAUUCACUUCUAAACUCAUUUAAAGUUCAGUUCCUUACGGUUGUAGGACUUAGGUCCUAGCCCCCUCCAUUCUCAAGCCAACAACUGCAAGCCAAGUCCUUCUCACACUUUAAAUCUCUCAGGCCUACCUUUCUACCACAUCUCUCUGACUUCCGUGUAGAAAGUUCUCUGAGUUUAGGGACUCGUGUGAUUAGGCCCACCCAGAUAAGCCAGGAUAAUCUCCCUAUUUUAAGGUCCACAACCUGAAUUGCAUAUUUGAAGUUCGUUUUGCCAUGUAACAUAACAUAUUCACAGGUUCCAGGGAUCAAGGCAUGGACAUCUUCAGGACAUCUGCAUAUCAGAGUCACUAAACUUAAAGAUGGCAUCAUGUAGAGAAAAGGCAUCCAGCUACAAUACCACUGCAUGGAAAACAUAUGGGCUUGAAAAUUUCACAUGAUAUAUACAAGAUAAACACCAGCUCAGAUUUUAAUCAUUUUAGAAGGUGAACCAAUUCCCAGGUCCCAACCAAAAAUUCAUUGAUUAAUAAUCCAAAACUUGAUCUACAUUGAGAUAUAUUUUUAUUUUAGAUAUCUAAAUUCAAAAAUUGGCCUGAGCUGAGAUAAUGUCUCUCAGGUCUACCACCCAUUUUUAUAGUGGAUUUAAGCAUAGGUGUUAUAAACUUUAUAAUCCUUAUAAUGGUAUGUGUCCCUUACCAAAAUGAAGCUUUUAGAGAAACUGACAUAUUAGUGAUUCAGUUGAAAUAUUUAGGAGGAUUUGAUUGUUUUUAAUCAAUGUUUAAAUAAUUUGACUUGUUAAAUGUAUAGAUUUUGAUUUGCUGGUUAUAGAAAUCGUGUUCAAAUAUUUAGACAAUUUUUCCUUCAGUAGGUUUGUGAAUAGAUUAAACAAUAAAUAAAGCACAGG